UUCUUUUACGGCGACGUAAAGGAGGAAGAUCCCCUCUGCCCCCCUCUGAUGGUAACCCGACCGUCGUCCGUUCACACGCUGCUGAGGGGGAUCGGCAGCCCGCUGCAGCGACGGCUGGCUGUCAGGCGCAGAGGAAUGAUAAUUAGAAAGCGAUUGAGUCGGCAGAAGGAGGAAGAGAAGAAGGAGCGAAGGAGCCUGGCCUGCAGCAGCGGAGGAAAACAUGACCUGAUCUCCAUCUGAUCCCCAACAGGAGAGGAAAACCUGGGAGUAGUAGCAGCUGUGUUGUUUUUUUUUUUUAUUUCUGGAGGAGAUGAUGAUGAUGAUGAUGAUGAUGAUGAUGACGGCGGCAGCGAAGGAGGAAUGAACUCAGAUCAAUAAUCCUCCCUCCUCCACCUUCAUCCCUCCAUCACCUCUGCAGGAGGAACUUGUGGAAGGAUGUGGAGGGAAGACCCCGAACGCGUCCUGGUAUCCAUGGAGACAAGCGGGAUCUGAGGUGGUCGGCGAGCCUCGGGGAUCCGGUCCGGCUGCAGGAUGGACCAGGCCGGCUCUUCCUUCAGGAGAUGAGUUCUGAGUUCUGCUUUUCCUGAUCUGACUUCGCUCUGAACCGUUGGACCGUCACAGCAGCGCUCCGGGUCCCGGGCCACCAUGAGGCUCCGCAGGGAAGCCGGGGAUUAGGUGGUGCUGCAAACGGUGCGCCCUCUGCAGGAUGAAAGAGGAGCUGCGGACUUUGUUUCAGCAGGUGAUCGGGUUCCCUGACUCGGGGCGGAUUGAUCCUCCGGUCCGUCCAGUCCGGCUGCUGGAAGCUGAAACUCUGGAUGGAGAUAAGUGAGCGGAUACAGAUUUACUGAGCAACAGGAACAGAACCGAACCGCUGAGGACCGAGCUGUGAGAUCUGCUCCGGUGGGACGGCUGGGCAGGGAAUGCUCCACCACUCCACACAACGCCCCGACUGGAGCGCACAGGGCGGGCAUCCAUCUUGAUUUUUACAUCAGAACUCAAAGAGGGACAAGUCCUCUCCCCCCCACUCACCUCAGGUGGGGGGGAGGGUGAAGUACUUCCUGUCUGAAGGUGUAGGCCUCAGGGCCUCAGGGUGUAGUUUAGCUUGUAGAGUAGGCUUUCAUUCCUGGACCAAACCGGACCAGCCAGAACCGCCUCUGUAAUCUGAGGUCAUGGAUGCCAGUCAGGGUCCGGGUCCAGGGAGUCCGGAAAGCCCCAACCGGGCUGUGGAGUACCUGCUGGAGCUCAACAACAUCAUCGAGAGCCAGCAGAAGCUUCUGGAAACCCAGCGGCGCCGAAUCGAGGAGCUGGAGGUCCAACUGGAUCGUCUGAGCCAGGAGAACAAAGACCUGCGUUUGGAUCGGCAACCCGUCGCUCCGCCUCCGCCCGCUCCUCCUCCUGAGCCUCCGCUCCCACCUCCUCCCCCGCCGCCGCCUUCGGCCCUCGCCACGGCAACCAAGAACCAUCACCACCACAACAGCCAGGCUCCGCCCCCACCUCCCACCUCCAUCCCACUCCACCACAGCCACCAGUCCCACCAGUCCCACCAGUCUCACCACCACCACGCCUACAACAGCACCCCCGCCGCCGUCUCGCCUCUGGCCUCUGCCAACCCAACCUCCAUCUCUAUACCGACCCAGAUCCCGGCUCCGGCCUCGCCCACCAGCCCAGCGCCACCGCCGCCGCCUCCCAUCCCGCCCAGGGACCAGCCGCGGGCCCACAGCCGGCUGACCCGGGUUCCCUCCACCAGCACCGGGACCAACACCAACUUCGUGGAGAAGGAGAAGGAGCGUCUGGAACGCCUGCACCGAGCCAACGCCUCCAACAACCACCACUCCCACACCCUGCACCACCAGAAACCCGUGGAGGGCGACCCUCAGUGUCCGGAGGUCCUCACCUUCUCAGACUCGUCGUUUGGGCAUCCUCCUCCCUUCCAUCGCUAUAGCAACAGCCCCCUCUCCAGCCCCUGCGACCCCUACGGCCCCGCCUCCGGCACCGGCCCCCUGGGAGCCUCUCACUCGCAGACACAGGGCAGCUCCCCCAUUUCUCCCCCCAGCCCUGCAAGCCUCGCCUGGGCUCAGCGCAGCAGACAUCAGCCGGCCAGCCUGGCGCUCCGCAAGCAAGAGGAGGAGGAGAGCAAACGCUGCAAGGCGCUAUCUGACAGCUAUGAGCUCUCUACAGACCUCCAGGACAAGAAGGUGGAGAUGUUGGAGAGGAAGUACGGGGGCCAGUUUGUGUCCCGGCGGGCGGCGAGGACGAUCCAGGCGGCGUUCAGGCGGUACCGCAUGAACAAGAAGUUUGAGAGGCUCCGCAGCUCAGCAUCAGAGAGCAGGAUGACCCGCCGCAUCAUCCUGUCCAACAUGAGGCUGCAGUAUUCGUUUGAUGAGCGGCAGCCACAGGGUCAGGGGUCGCCGGGCCAGCAGGGUUCAGAGGACGCUGGAGACGUAGACGACUCUUUCUCCAAACAGGUGAAGUCUCUGGCUGACUCCAUGGACGACUCGCUCACCUGCCAGUCCGGCCGCGAAGACUCCCAAGAUGUCGGCGGAGAAGGAGAGGAGGAGGAGGACGAGGAGGAGGGAGACGAGGACGAGGAAGAGGAGGAGGAGGAAGACGAGGAAGAGGAGGAGGAGGUAGAGUACAGGCAGUGCGGAUGGCGCAACACGAACACGGCGUCGCGGCGCGCGCCCGGCCGGCCGGAGGGAGGCCGGGGGGGCGUGGCCAUGCACGAGGACAGCACCGCCACCUCCUUCAGUGACGUCACGCUCUACAUGGACGAAGGCUGCCUCCCGUCCUCGCCGCUGUCCCGUCCCGCCUCCAGCUCCGACACGGACUACUGGGUCGGGGGCGCAGGAGGGAGGGAAGACAGCAGGGAGACGGAUGGAGGCAGCAGCGCCAGCCGGAGGAGCAGCACCCCCUGCACUGAGUGCCGAGGAGAGUACCGAGGAAGAGGAGCAGGAGGAGGAGGAGCAGGAGGAGGAGAAGGAGGACACCUUCCUGUCCUCACCAUCGAACCGCCCAGCGACAGUUCAGUGGACAUGAGCGACAGGUCGGAGCGUGGGUCUAUCGGACGUUUGGUGUACGAGCAGGAGUCCUCCGGAGGGGAGCGAGGAGGAGAGAGAGGAGGAGAAGGUGAAAGUGGAGAGGACGAGCUUGGAGCAGGAAGCAGCGAAGCCGAAUCUCCACAAGGAACCAUCAAACACAAGCCAAACGGCCGCUCGGUCGCCAUGGCGCAAGGACAGACGCGCAGCCCCGCUAACGUCCCCCUGCCGAUGCCGUCGGCCCGGACGCUGCCACCCCACCCGCUCCAACACCCCCACCCUCCCCACCCCUCUGCCAUCCCCCACCUUCCCACCAUCCUCCACCACCACCCGCAGUACAGCCAGCACGUCAUGCACAUGCACCACGCCCACGCCGGCGGCCCCUACAUGCAGCAUCCGCACCACUUCGCCCAGCACCACUACCACCAUCUGCACCACCAGCACCACCACCUCCCACACUCGUACCCAGAACCCCCUGUGUCUCCGUUGCCCUCCCCGGUUCCACCUCUCACACCUUUGUCCCCGCUGCCACCGCCUCUCACGCCCUCGCCGAUGUCGUCUUCCUCAGUGCUGCAGACCCUGGAGGGGCAGCAGCACCUCGCCCACCACCCACUCCUCCACCACCACCACCACCUCCUCUGCUCAGACGGAGACAACGAGAGCGUCAACUCCACCACCACCAACUCCAACGACGACACCACCGUCAACAACUGCAGCUCCGGCUCGUCGUCCAGGGACAGCCUGCGGGAGCCGAUCGGCGGAGCCUCCCUGGGGAAGCAGACCUACCAGAGGGAGAGCCGCCACAGCUGGGACUCCCCCGCCUUCAACAACGACGUGGUGCAGCGGCGGCAGUACCGCAUCGGCCUCAACCUCUUCAACAAGAAGCCGGAGAAGGGGAUCCAGUACCUGAUCGAGAAGGGCUUCGUGUCGGACACUCCGGUGGGCAUCGCCAGGUUCAUCCUGGAGCGGAAAGGACUGAGCAGGCAGAUGAUCGGAGAGUUCCUGGGCAGCCGGCAGCAGUUCAACAAAGACGUCCUGGACUGCGUCCUGGAUGAGAUGGACUUCUCUGGGAUGGAUCUGGACGAAGCGCUGAGGAAGUUCCAGGCCCAGAUCAAGGUUCAGGGCGAAGCUCAGCGGGUGGAGCGGCUGGUGGAGGCCUUCAGUCAGAGAUACUGCGUCUGCAACCCGGUGCUGAUCCGGCAGUUCCAGAACCCAGACACCAUCUUCAUCCUGGCCUUUGCCAUCAUCCUCCUCAACACGGACAUGUACAGCCCCAACGUGAAGCCAGAGAGGAAGAUGAAGCUGGAGGACUUCAUCAAGAACCUGAGGGGCGUGGAUAACGGGCAGGACAUCCCCAGAGACCUGCUGGUGGCCAUCUACGGCCGCAUCCAGAAGUGGGAGCUGAGGACCAACGACGACCACGUGUCGCAGGUCCAGGCGGUGGAGCGCAUGGUGAUCGGCAAGAAACCGGUUCUGUCGCUGCCGCACCGCAGGUUGGUGUGCUGCUGCCAGCUGUUCGAGGUUCCCGAUCCAAACCGGGCCCAGAGGAGUGGUGUCCAUCAGAGAGAAGUCUUCCUGUUCAACGACCUGCUCAUGGUAACGAAGAUCUACCAGAAGAAGAAGACGUCGGUGAUGUACAGCUUCAGGCAGUCGUUUCCUCUGCUCGACAUGCAGGUCCACACCUUCCAGAACACCUAUUACCCUCAUGGCAUCCGGCUGACGUCCGCGAACCCCGGAGGAGAGAGGAAGGUGUUGAUCAUCUUCACGGCUCCGAGCCAGCAGGACCGAGCGCGCUUCACCUCCGACCUGCGAGAGAGCAUCGCCGAGGUCCAGGAGAUGGAGAAGUACCGGGUGGAGUCCGAGCUCGAGAAGCAGAAAGGCAUGAUGCGUCCCGGCAUGUUGGCGGGUUCUGGCGGGAUGGGGACGUCGGGGAGCGGGACCAGUUCGACCGGGGGGCCCAUGAAGGGUGAGGUGGUGAACGGCACCCUGGGAAGGCCGAGCCUCGACGAUACGUACGCCUCCGUGGACGGACUGAAACGCACGGCGCUCAGCUCCUCGCUCAGAGAUCUCUCAGAGACGGGGAAGCGAGGUCGGAGGAACAGUGUUGGCUCAUUGGACAGUACCAUUGAAGGUUCCAUUAUUAGCAGCCCGCGGCCUCACCAGCAGCGCCCCCUGCAGGGCGCCAGUCUGUCCUACAGCCCCAUGAUGGUGCCCUCGUCCCCAGCAGCCUACCGGCCGCACCGCCCUACUCAGAGCCCCGGUACGGGGGUGGGGGGUGGGCCGGGGCUCUGUCACAACCGAGGGGGGGUCACCACAUCUCCUCUCGCGAGCGGGGGCGGGGGUGGGCCCGGCGGCGCGAUGGCGGCGGGCGGCGGCCAGAUCCCCGGAGGCCGAAUGGGGAACUUCUUUGGCAGUCGAAGAGGCAAAGUUCCUGGUCCCCUGAUGAUGAUGUCACCGCCUCCUCAGGGUCCACCGAGUCCUCUGAUGAUUUCGUCCCCCCCCCACUACCCCGCCCCCGCGCCGCCCAUCGCCCUCCCAUCCUCCCCUUCCCCAUGCCCCUCCCCUUCGCCCAACCUCGGCCAGUCGGACUCGGCCGGGGCUGGAGGGGCCGGCGGCCCGGGAGGGGGGCCGUCCAAGCUCCAGGCGUUGCACGCCCAGUAUUGCCACGGCAACAGUGGAGGAGGCGGAGUCAGUGGGCACCCGCCGCAGCAGACGCCGCCGCCGCCCUACCAUCACCACCACCGCUACCACAUGCAGAGCUUGCCGCAGCACCACGCGCUGACGCACCGCUUCUCCGCGCCGCUGCAGCACAGCUGCGCCCCGCCCCACAGCCAGCCGCAUCAGAGGCUGCAGCAAGGCUCCGCCCACCCGCGCUACAACAUGGUGUCCGGCUUCACCACACCACCGCCGCUGUCCCCCCACUCUCCCGUCACGCCCACUACGCCGCACGGACACUACCACCGGCCGGGGGGCGGAGCCAAGCUGCCCCUCACCAUCUCGCACUCCCAGCCCCACCCGCACGCUCACACACACACACACAACCACACCGUGCACACACACUCCCCGCUCAGCCCCUCCCCCUCCGCAACAGGCUCCACCCACUUCAUCUUCUCCACUCCGCCGCCCCAGACGCCCUCGGCGCGCCUCGUCACCCAGACGCCGCCGCAGCCCUACGCCCCCCAGUACCCGCCGCUGUCGUCCAUCCCGCCCCCCCCUCCCCACUCCCCGCUGCCUCCCCCGUCGGGCGCCCCGCUCUCCCCGCUCCCCCCUGGGGUGGGGCAAGGGGGCGGCCCCAAAGCGAAGCCAGUCAGCCGCAUCAGCACGGUCGUGUGAAGACGCAGAAAUCGAGGACGGUGGCGCGCAACCCCACAGUGAGCCGCCAGGGGGCGAUAUUGAGAGUGAGCACAAGAGGGAGGAGGGGAAGAAGAGCGGGAGGACAGAUCCAGUUGUAUCAAAAUGGCCGCCUGAUGAGGAGGAGAGCGGUGAGAGCGGGAAAGAGGAAGCUGCUCAGCCUGUGCUAUUUCCACAUAGACUUUCCUCGCAGGUAGAGCGCCGGAGGGAAAAACUACCGCUUAGGUCUGGUGACGCCCCACCUCCCCUUCAUACCGCCCUGCGUGGUGAGCCGGGACUCAGUCGGACAUGUUUGUAGUUCUUCGCUACUUCAGAGUGUUCGUCUCAUGUUGUGAGUACCUUUUUUAACAUUUCUGUGGCUGUAGUGGACAAGCGGUUGAGGGACCAGUUAGGAAGGGAACAGUGCCUGAAAACGUAACAUGAGAGUUGACGCUCCGAGUUAAAGGGACAGUACCGUGUCCAAAAAUAACAGUAGUUUCACACCAUGUUGUUCAGCACAAAAACCAACACUUAACUUUGAUUUUGACAUAUUUACAAGCCAUUACGGGCAGAACAGAGAUGUUUAGCAUUAAUAUGGUGGCGUUUGUGUCUUAGACAGGCAUGCAUGACCUGUGCAAUAGCUAACAGUUAUCAGUGUGUUCAUGGUUAAUAUCCAAUAUGCAGGGAUAGAUUUGUUGUGAUGUGAAGCCCCAAUCCAGCGAAGUGAAGACUCUACUCAUAAACUUCCUAAAACCUUUGAAAUAAGCCAUCGAAACAAAUCUACAGGUGUCUUCGUUUUUGUUCUGCAAAAACUACUAAAAGCCUUUAGUGUUUGUGGAUUACAGGGUUCCAGCAGGGGGCGCUAUACUGUUGUUUUGGAAUGGGACUUUUCCAGAUUUUCUCACUUAUUCCUGUAAGUUUGAGUAUUUAUUUCUACUAAAUCUGUGAAUGCUCUCCUCAUUUCUCAAAUAUCCCAGUAUAUAUGAAAGUGUACGCUUGAAUUUUCAGAAAUAAUAAUAUCUGUCAUUUGUAUUUGAUGCUCCAUGAUGUGUUUGUGACACUCAACGUUGCCAGAGAAGGAGAUUAAGAUGAAAGAUGCCAAACUGGGGGAUUUUUGUUGUUUUCUGCCAAUGAGGACGGUGGAGCUGCUCUACCUGAAAUACAAACAUGAUGUUUUUAUUUUUGAUUUUUUACAGUGCAACUUUCUGUACCUUUAGCAGCAGCAAUGUUAAUGGAACUGGGUGGGAAAAUAAAGCUAAAAAAGGAAGUUUUAUAAAAAUCAGAAGCAGGGUACAGCUUCCAGAAGUUUUUGUUUGUCUGAAACCACCAGUAGGGGGCACCGACAUGUUUUUAAUGGUCCCAUUAUGAGACGUUUCCAAGCCAGACUGGAGAAUCCUCCAUGGUUGGUGAUGGUUGGUUGGUGGGAAGCAGGAGAUUUGUUGGUUCCAGACUGAUUGGUUGACUUGGUAACAAAUGAGGCAGGCACUUCUUGUUGCUAAUUUGGCUAAUUUUAUCUUUUGCACUAAUGUUUUGCAUACUGAAUUGAGAAAGUCAGUAUUUGUUAAUAUGCUAAUGAUAACCCACAUUCUGAUGGUAGCACUUAGGCUAACAUUAGCAUUUUUGUUCACUUUAGUGUAUACAAUGCUCUUUGCACACUAAAUGCAGUAUGUAGGUCAACAUACUGUUAUCUCCCAUGCUAAUGUUAGCAUGUUAGCUAACAGCAUUUUAGUUCUUUUUAGCUUAUACAUGCUCUUUGCACACUGAGUGGAGAACGUUACUGUCGGUCAACAUAUGUUGAUAUCUCCCAGGCUAAUGUUAGCACAUAGGCUAACAUUAGCAUUCUAGCUUAUUUUAGUGUACACGCUGUUCUUUGCACAUUAGAUGGUGUAUGCUAUUGUAGGUCAACAUGCUACUGAUACCCCCCAUGCUAAUGUUAGCAUUCAGGCUAACAUUAGCAUUUUAGCUAACUGAAUCAUGAAAAUGUUUGUUUUUGUUUUAAAUUUAAAGUUUGACAUUUUUUGUUUCAUUUUCUCUCGUUUCUUUCUGUUUUUAAUAAUUCACAAAACAUUUGUGAUAUACAAAUAACUUAACAGAAGCUUUUAUCCAAAGUUACUCACUGUUGGGGACCAAAGGUUUCGGUGCAGGGAUGAACUCUGCCUUCAACAUCCAAUGAAAGGUCAGAGAACAGAUGAAGAAGUUCAGAUUUGGUGCAUCCACCAUCUUUUUCAUCAACCUUAAAUAUUUUUGUCUGGAAAACUAAAAACAUAAGAUUAGAGAUUAUUUUAAUAGGUUUUCUAAGCCAAACAUUAUAUUAUAAAAUAAGUGACCCAAAACGCUCAGUUAGAGUCCAGUUAUGACAUAACUUCCAUAAUUGUAAAUAGACAGCUGGACUUUCUCUUGUUUCCUGAAGUAAAUUUUAGGUCAGAGGUGAAACGCCCUUAAGCAGGUAGAGAAUGGACAGGUGGCAUCUAUUGAAGCACUUAGGAAGAUUGUAAGAAAAGUUCAAGGUUGUUUCAGUCAGAUUUUUAUAUUAAUGGGGAAACUGGCGGAGGUCAUUUCGUCAUGGAGCUACGUCUCUUUUUUUGUUUAUUUAUGGCUUCAUAUGUUACAGGACCGGUCAGGCCGUAAAAUAUCGAUGCUGGAUACUGACAAUGUUUUCAGUAAAGAUCCUUAAAUGAGGUCAGAGUUUUUGGUUUCAGAUGCAAGUUUAUGUAUUUCCCACCCAGUACCAACUACUUUUGUGUUUUUAAGCAGUAAAAUAAAACUUUCUGUUGAGGGUGAGUGAUGUUUUAUCUGCCACUUGGUUUCAAAACAGAGAAUAAGGUGCCUUCAGACAUAAGGAUGGUACAAUAAUCAAUAAUCACGGGGAUCAUCAUCCGAGACAAACCACCUGAAUAAAAGACAAUUCCAUAUCUGAGUUUCCUGCGCGUUGGUUGACGAUGUUCAUCCAGAACAGAAAUACGAAGCCAUUUCUGGAUUUUUAAGAAACAAAAUGGACCGAGCCUUCAGUGACCCUCAUCAUCCAACAAAGAAACAAAAAGGACCUGAAACUUGGACCUAAAGUCUUCUGGAAGGACGACUCAUUGGACUGGAGAGUAAAUCAUGUCCUAACAUCUCAUAUGAAGUGGAAAUCUCUUUAAUGAACUCUGUUUUACAUGUUAUUUUUGUACUUUGAGUUUUAAACCACUGUCCCAGUGUUUUUCUUCCAGAAUAUUUUCUGUUUUUAAUCAACGUUCUUGGAUGUCGGAAACUAACGAUUGCUGGAAGAAAGUUCUUCCCUCUUAGCUCUGGUUUGUAUGAUCGCGUUUAACUGGUGGAUGUUGGGAAAUGCAAACAUUGACUCAUUUUUUCAGUUUCUCUGCGAUCACCUGAAACCACCUGUAGAUAUAAAGUGUACAGUGUGUUCUUGUUUCAGUGGGGCCAACAGCAUCAAUCUGCAACCGACGUUCAGAAUUGCUUGAAUUAACAACCCUGCGCUCUAAACACCAAAAGGUUCUCCUGGUUCUCCUGUGGAAACAAGCCAAAACAAAAGCUCCAGUCGUUUUAGAAACACUUCACGGACUAAUAAUUGGUUUCAAUCUGAAGAACCGCUUUGACGUUUUAGAGCAAGCUUCUGAUAUCAGUAUUGUUGUGUGACGAGCUUUUAAUAACAUGAAGUGCUCCUUGGGCUGCUUUGUAUUUUUUAGCAUUUUUGAUUUUGUUAUGUGCUUAAAAUGUGAUUUCUGAUUUGGCUUUUGAUCUAGGAUCCGUUUUUUUAAACUUUUAACACGUUUACAACCACAACAACAGUAAUGCAGAGGUUUCUAACAUGCAGAGGUUUCUAACAUGCUUGUCGAGUUGCUUCAACACCAGACCAGAAAUAAUCCCUUCCUCCUGAGCUUCUUGGAGCUCCGGACCGUUGGGUCUACACAGGGCAUCUACAGAAACACCUGAUUCCUUUAUGGGGGCCUUGCAGAAACCAUUUCAACCGAAACAAAAAAAGGUUUUCAUUCAACACUGGAUCACGCCUACCUCGAGAGAACACGGCUCGUUCUGUUCCAGUUCCCGUCCAGGAGAAACCAACACAUCCACGCCUGUUUCUGCAUGAACUCUAAACUCCAAAUCCUCCAAAAACCAACAUUAGGUUUCAGAUCUGAUCCAUCCUGGCGCCGCCUGUAGAAACCAUCCUACCUUCACCCGUGUUUAUUGGUAAAUGUAUUUGGACCUCUGUUCGGUGAAAAGCUUCUCAAUCCUUAAGGCUCUACCAGCUCUAGAGAUCAGGUCAGAAUCCAGAUUAAAAUAAUAUGACAAAUUUGACAAAAACAAAAGCAAAGUUCUGAAGCAGUGGCUGAAAACUGAAUCCAGUGGCUGUAAGAACCUUCAGCACCAGAACCUCACAUGGUUCUUUCCUUCAACUCGUUAGGGUUUGGAGAAGCUUGUCUGUUUAGUUAUGACUCAACAGUUUUAUUUUUCAUGUCUGGCUUUCUCCAAGCAUCUCCAGAUGUUCCAGAAGUCUUUGGUUUCAUUCCGUUGCAGCUUUGCAGACCUACAGCGUGUUCAGGUUGAGGUCGUCCUUCUUCCACUCAUCCAAACAGCCAAACUUGUUGAGUAUUUCUAGAAUUAUCCAGGUUAAAAGUUCAACCUUUAACCUGUUUAGCAGCUAAAUGUUACCAACUAAAAUGUUAGCCCCACUAACCUUAAAAGGCUAACUAAUCAUAAACAUUACUUUCACCAAUGCACAGUAGCAACAGGGUAUUUAUCAAAAGCUAAUGCUAAAGCACUAAAUUCAACCAUGUUGAUGCCCAUCAGUGGUGGAAACUGCUAGCUAAAACGUUAGUUGUGUUAUCCUAGAGCACUAAUCAGAAACUUUGGUUCCAUAAAGCUAAAGUGCUAUACCAACAUGACAUUUAGCAAAAGCUAAUGCUAAAGAACUAAACUCCACCAUCUUGAUAUCUACCAGCAUGGGUAGCUAUCAAAAAGUUAGCUAAGGCACUAACCAUAAACGUUAGCUUCAGCAAUGCUAAAGCUCUUUAGCAGAAGCUAAUGCUAAGUGAUAGCACACACCUGAGUGGACAUUUUUCCUCCCUGCUUCUGCAUUUUGAUUGAAUUUUUGUCAAAUAUAUUUUCUGUAUGAUUGAUCUCUUUAUUUUAAGCAUUAUUUAAUCCAAACACCCAAAGUUCUCAGUAGAUUGAGUUUAGAAACAUGCAGAAACAAUUUUUAAUGCUCCUUUAAUCACUUAUUUGAGAUAUUCCUUAUUUUGUGCCCAGGCCUGCUCUCCACUAUCAGUUUGCAUGUGGUAUUUAUUCCAGUAUCUGCACUGAAUGAGCUGUAUUAUAAACAUGAAUGUACAUAAGUUGUUAAAUGAACAUUAGCUCCCGUCGGCUGCGUUUCAUCGGGAAGAGAAGGCCUGAGUUAAUUUUUUCUAUUCCCUAGAAGCAGAUCCGGUCUGACCGCUGCAGGAAAGACAGGGAACUUUCAAAAUAAACUAAAACAGCCGAUCAGAUCUGCUUCCAAUGAAGCUCAGACUCUUCUGCCUCCACGUGAAGACGGCCGGUUGUGUGUGUGUCGAUACAGGGACGGGUGAACGGGGGUCCGGCCCGUUUGGAGCGGACCGCUUCAUGGAGAAAAAUCAGUUCUUGUUUAUAAUGUAGAGCAAAAAGAGAGACUGCAAUAGUCCUUGUAAAAUUGUACGAGUAAAGUGUCAAAUAUGUGUCCAACAGAGACAACAUUAUUUUAAAAAUUAUGUUUGGAAGAUUUUAGCUGUGUACAUAAAUAUAUAUUACUUGUACUUUGUUUUUGAAAUGGCAGAAAUAUGAACAAAGUGGAAAUAUUUAUUGCUCUAAAAAUAUAAAAAUCUGUUCAGUG
This is a messenger RNA of Xiphophorus couchianus (Monterrey platyfish), 12210 nucleotides long. RefSeq names its product IQ motif and SEC7 domain-containing protein 2-like. The record is from RefSeq and is a predicted model, not a curated record. The transcript has 18 exons. The coding region runs from base 1170 to 6368 and encodes 1732 amino acids. Gene Ontology annotation, molecular function: guanyl-nucleotide exchange factor activity. Gene Ontology annotation, biological process: actin cytoskeleton organization; regulation of ARF protein signal transduction. Lineage: Eukaryota; Metazoa; Chordata; Actinopteri; Cyprinodontiformes; Poeciliidae.